Messenger RNA from Camellia sinensis, 543 nucleotides. The record is from RefSeq and is a predicted model, not a curated record. NCBI's taxonomy places the organism in Eukaryota, Viridiplantae, Streptophyta, Magnoliopsida, Ericales, Theaceae.
CUAUCUCUCCACACUUUCUCUCUCUACGUCACCCCAAUUCACCAGCGAUGCAAGAAGCAGAGCUUCACGAUUUGUCCGACGACUCCGAUUACGCCGCCUCUCAACAGCAAGGUUCGGCGAGCUUGACUCGGAGUGAUAGUAAACGGAGCUCCGCGAGUGAGCCCGAUGGUGCGGAAAUCGUUUACUUGAAAGAUAAUGUGACAAUUCAUCCAACUCAGUAUGCAUCGGAGAGGAUUAGCGGUCGAUUGAAGUUGAUUAAGCAAGGCUCGUCUUUCUUUAUGACUUGGAUUCCCUAUAAAGGGCAAAGCUCAAAUGCAAGGUUGUCUGAGAGAGAUAGGAAUCUCUAUACGAUCAGGGCAGCGCCGUUUACAGAGAUCCGGUCAAUUCGUCGGCACACUCCAACGCUUGGGUGGCAGUACGUAAUUGUUGUUUUGUCAUCAGGAUUGGCCUUUCCUCCCCUUUACUUCUACAAUGGAGGAGUUAGAGAGUUCCUUGCUACAAUAAAGCAACAUGUUUUUAUUGUGAGGUAGCAGAAGCUGCCAC